UUGAAGGUGCGCCCGUUGCCGGAAGUGUUUGUGUUUUCGCCCCGUUUCUCCUCAGCUGGUUCCGCCAUGGCUGCGGCGGCAGGGCCGGCCUUGCUGGACGUGCCGCCUCAGGAAUGCCCCGGCACCGGCAGCGACCAGGCGGGCAAGGCCGAGGCCUGCCAGGGGUGCCCCAACCAGGGCGUGUGCUCCUCCAGGGGGCCCGUGGGACCCGACCCAGCUAUUGAGGAAAUCAAGGAGAAAAUGAAAGCUGUGAAACACAAACUGCUGGUGUUGUCUGGGAAAGGAGGCGUAGGGAAGAGCACAUUCAGUGCUCACUUGGCGCAUGGCUUGGCUGAAGAUGAAACCAAACAGGUUGCCGUGCUGGACAUUGACAUCUGUGGUCCAUCCAUCCCUAAAAUCAUGGGCCUGGAAGGGGAACAGGUUCACCAAAGUGGUUCUGGAUGGUCUCCAGUGUACGUUGAAGAAAACUUAGGAGUCAUGUCGGUGGGAUUCUUACUCGGCAGCCCUGAUGAUGCCGUUAUUUGGAGAGGACCCAAAAAAAAUGGAAUGAUUAAGCAGUUUCUCCGCGAUGUGGACUGGGGCGAAGUCGACUACCUUAUUGUAGAUACACCUCCAGGAACAUCGGAUGAGCACUUAUCUAUAGUGCAGUACCUCAGUGCCGCCAACAUAGAUGGGGCAGUGGUAAUCACUACCCCUCAGGAAGUCGCUCUUCAGGACGUUCGGAAAGAGAUAAACUUCUGCCGUAAGGUGAAGCUGCCAAUCAUAGGAGUAGUUGAAAAUAUGAGUGGCUUCAUUUGCCCGAAAUGUAAGAAUGAGUCGCAGAUAUUCCCCCCGACAACUGGUGGUGCAGAGGCCAUGUGCCACAGUUUGAACGUGCCUCUCCUGGGCAAGGUGCCUCUGGACCCACAAAUAGGAAAAAGCUGUGACGCGGGACACUCGUUCUUGUCCGAGGUACCGAAUUCUCCAGCUACGUUAUCCUACAGGAAUAUCAUCCAGAGAAUCCAAGACUUCUGUAGCCACAGCCACCCGCAGGAAGAAAACAGUACUUGAACAGCAAACUAUGGAAGGGUCCUUAGGAAAGCGUUGAUCGCCUUAAGCCUCUCUGUAUAGGAAUAUAUAAAGCCUUUGUUUUGCAAGCAAAUAAAUUUUUUGAAUAAUG
Messenger RNA from Podarcis raffonei (Aeolian wall lizard), 1159 nucleotides. RefSeq names its product NUBP iron-sulfur cluster assembly factor 1, cytosolic (gene NUBP1). Gene Ontology annotation, biological process: iron-sulfur cluster assembly. The transcript is spliced from 11 exons. The record is from RefSeq and is a predicted model, not a curated record. Gene Ontology annotation, molecular function: ATP binding; 4 iron, 4 sulfur cluster binding; ATP-dependent FeS chaperone activity. Gene Ontology annotation, cellular component: cytosol. Lineage: Eukaryota; Metazoa; Chordata; Lepidosauria; Squamata; Lacertidae. The coding region runs from base 67 to 1050 and encodes 327 amino acids.